Messenger RNA from Nerophis lumbriciformis (worm pipefish), 1041 nucleotides. Lineage: Eukaryota; Metazoa; Chordata; Actinopteri; Syngnathiformes; Syngnathidae. The record is from RefSeq and is a predicted model, not a curated record.
AUGACGUGGCUCAUUUGCGGAGGAUUGCCUUCAGGUAGCUCUCUGGUCUGCGGGAGGGUGAGUCAGAUUAGAGACUGUGAAGACCGGGAGGAGGAGGAGCAACCGGAGCGUCCACAUCUCCAAAGGGAAGGUGGGGCCGAGUCUCCUCUUAUCAAAGAGGAAGAGCUGGAGCGCCAAGUCAGCGAUUUUCCCUUGAACAUCAUUGUGAAGAGCGAAGACGAUGACGACGACGGCGUAGACGCACGAGCCGACGGCCUCUUGGCGCCGCUUUCCGACAGCGACGACGCCACGUCGCACUCUUCUGACAGGGAAGGCUCCAGAGAUUCUCGGUCUGAGGAAAAACCUUUCGCCUGCUCCCUUUGCGGGAAAGGAUUCUCUCGGAAGGGAAAUCUAAACACGCACGCGAGGACGCACACGGGAGAAAAACCCUUUGUUUGCUCCGUUUGCGGUAAAAGUUUCUGUCGAAAGUCGAGUUUGGCGAUGCACGCCAAGACGCACACGGGAGAAAAACCUUUCGUCUGCUCCGUUUGCGGUAAAAGAUUCAUUCAGAACAGCGACUUGACCAUACACGCCAGGACGCACACCGGAGAGAAACCCUUUGCCUGCUCGGUGUGCGGGAAACGAUACGCCCAGAACCACGGUUUAAGAAUACACACCAGGAUGCACACUGGCGAGAAACCGUUAGCCUGCUCCGUCUGCGGUAAACGGUUCCCCGAAAAGAAAAGGCUGCGCUUGCACCUGAGGAUGCACACUGGCGAGAGACCCUUUGCCUGCUCAAUUUGCGGCAAAAGCUUCUCCCGGAAGGUGGAUUUAAAAGUGCACACGAGAAAACACACGGGGGAGAAACCCUAUUCCUGCCCAUUUUGCGCCAAAGGCUUCGUGCGAAACGUGGAUCUGAAGAGGCACGCCAGGAAGCACACUGGAGAGAAACCCUUCCCUUGCACCGCGUGUGAGAAAAGUUUUGCCAGCAAGGACCAACUGAAGAAACACAAAUGUGCCGGCGCUCACCGUCCUACUCUGAGAAUGCUCGAUCCUCUGUAG